AUGAUUAAUGUUUCAAUUCAAAAGGAGGAUGUAACUAUUAUCAAUGUAUACGCACCUGAUUACAGGGCACUAGUUUAUUUAAAAGAAAACAGGCACUCUGAGAAAGAAGAAUCGAGUCCCUUAAAUGACUUGCAGGCCUCUUCACAGACCGCUGCUGAAGUCAGUGAAAAAGAAGACCAGAGGAUGCAGUUGCCAGAUGCUGCAGAGUGUUUGUCAGAUACCAAUUUAAGCGUAUCUCUUCCUCAAGAACAGAAGCCACUAGAAGUUAAACCUGGACCUUUUGUGAGAAGUCGAUUUAAAAGACCGAAACCAAAUUUAGCAAGAGCAGCUUUAAAGAGAGAGACUAUAGAAGCAGGGAAAUGUGCACCUGGAAAGAAAUCAGAAGCUGAUAAAAUGGAGACUGUUGUAGUACAGCAGGGCAGUGAACAAGCUAAUACUCUCCCUUCCCAACAGGCUGUGGCUUCCCUCAUGCCAUCAAGAGGAAAAGAGGAAUCAGAUGAAAAAGAAAAGGAGGACACUGUGAUGCUGCCGUGUGCACAAACUGAAAAGGACCUGUUACCUUCAGGUUCUUGUGAACCUGAAGAGAAGUCUCAGUCAGCAGAAACCCAAGAAAAUGACGUGGCUCUUUCCAGUGGAACUCAGAAUAAAAAUGUCUUUAAACAAGAAAUGAAGGAAAGUAUUAUCCAAACUGUUCAACCAAUAAGGGGCCGACUUCAGAGACCCAGACCAAAUUUAAGAAAGGCUGGACAAAGAAAAAUAUAAAAAAGCGAAGCCAAAAGUGUAAUUCAGGAAGAAAGAGCAGUAUUACAAAAUGAUGAAGCUAAUGAGAAAUCCCUUACUGUGCAAAAUUCACAAAUUGGAACUGAAAUCGAAGUUGUGUCCUCCAAAGUUUCAGAAUGCAGAAUUUAUGAAACUCAAAGUCAUGAUGUGGUUCUUGUAGAAAACGUUCAUGUUAACAAAAUAAAUGUUUUAGAUGAAAAGAUGAGACAUGAAAAUAAGCCAUAUGUUCCUAGUCCUGCACAAUUGAUAACAGGGAAAUUCCAAAAGGCGAAGCCAAAUUUGGGAACAGCACAUGGUAAGAAAGAGGAACCAGAUAUAGAAAAAGGCACAGCAGAUCAGAGCGAGGCAAGCAAACCAGAAGAUAAUAUACUGCAGCCUGGAGAUUCUGACACUCAGCUCCUUCUAAAAGAAAAAGCUGAAUUUCUGAUGUCUCUGGAGGUUUCACCAAGAAAAGAUGGUGUAGGUGCUGAAGAGUCUGGUUUGGGUGAAAAAGAUGCUCAGUUAGAAGAAGUUGGACCAUCAGGAAAUGUCAAAGAGGAAACUGUAGGCGAUAAAUCUCAGCCUCCCAUUGUUGAGAAUCAGUGUAUCAGUAAACCAAGCUAUCCACAGCUGUUAAAAGAAUCAAGUUACUCUAAAAUUGCUUCAGAUCAAAUACCAACUAUCUCUUCUGCCUCUGAAUGUAAGAUGGGUCAUAAUAAAAGGAGAAUGCGUAGGAAAAUCAAGCCAAAUGUCACCAAAGGACGUGGAUCAAAAUGAAUUCGGGGUAAGACCUCAAAGAAGGAACCUAGAGCGUCCAGGGCCACACUGGUGACUCUUCGGGCUUCCCAGGAGGAAGAGGAGGAUGAUGCUGAAGAUUUUGAGUCUUAUUUUGAGGAAGAGACCUAUCAUCUUGCCCCAGAAGAAGUAAACAAAGCUCCAGUGUUUGUGCCUGUUGGUCUCAGAUCUCCUGAACCUGUUUCUGCUCAGAUUGAGGAAACAAUGGAAGAGCUUGAGAUUACUGUGAAUGUUCCAGACAUAGAAUGCAUAGCAGUUGUUGAAGAUCAGCUCUCAAACACAGAUGUGACUGCUCAGGAAACGAAACAAGAAGAAAAUUUGAAUGCAUCAUCAUUUGAAAUGACCACCAGUGUACAUACCCAAGAUGAACCAGGUACCAAUGAUGGAAGUGCUUAAGCAGCCAUAGCUUUACUUACAAUGGGGGACUUAGUAUUGCAGUCAGAGAUCAAUACUGAACAGGAUGAAGUAGGUGUAUGUGUACUUACUGAUGUUGAUUCAAAGAGUGAAAGCCAUAUUCCUUUCAGCCCAGAUAAUGUAAAUUUCAAAAUUGUUCAUGAGUGUCAGGAGCUUUCUUCACCUGUCAUCAAUACAACUCCUGAAUCAUUUGAAGAAAACAAGAUUGUAUUGGAGGAACAAAGCACUAGAGAAGAAAUUGGUUUAGUGGAAAAAGUAAAGGAGAAUACGACACCAGCCAGCAAUACAGCAUCUAAAGUCACCAGUAAUUUGAGAAUGAGAAGAAGAUUUGUCAAACCUAAACCCAACCUUGGGAAAGUUUUACGGACCAGCAGACUUCAUGUUCUUGAGGAAGUUCCCAGUUUGUGUGUAACCCAAGAGGAAAAAGCAGAGAUUCCAAGAGAAACAGAGGAAAAUGCUCCCAGAGCAACAGAAGUGGAAGAUAAAGGCUUUGGACCAGUUACAGCAGCAGAGAAUGAGGAGCAGGGCAGAUUGGAGUGCAUACAUGGUGCCAGUGAGACGAGUAUUUCACAAGAAGCAAGCUUAACUCAAAGAGAUAAAGAGGAAGAAGAGGGCUCGGAAACCGUGCUGAUGCCGUCAGCUGCUCUGCUUGUUCCCCCAGAGCCAGCGGCCUGCACACUCGCUCUCGGUGAGAGCUCUGUUGACGAGCCCCUGAGACAGGAGUCUGAGGGAGGCAGUGUGCUCGCCCUUCACGUGCCGCAGUGUAUACCAACUAGUAUUCCAGAAGUCCAACAAGAGAAUGUACUCAAUCCUCAAGAUUUAACAGUCAUCCAUGAAGAAGGGGAAGACGUACAAGCAUUCAUUCUAACUCUGGUGGAAAUCCCAACUAACACAGCUGAAGAAUUUACUGACGCCACUGCCCAAUUAAUGCCUGCCCCUUUGUUGCCAGCCCCCAUAUUGGUAAAGUCAGUGAACACUGAAGAAAAAGGUGAUAAGAGUGUAAAUUUACCAGUAACAUCAUUUAUUAAAGAUGACAUGUAUUUAUCAGAUUUUGGAAGAGAUGAUUCUAAAAAGCCUCCUGCUAAUUUGGAUCUUAUAUCUAAGAAAAGAUUUCAUUGCAGCCUUGAUGAGAGUGACCAGGUUCCUCCUGCCAAAAAGAGUUCACUCGCAUCAGGAGAUGAUUGUCAAGAAUACACCUCUGAGGUAUGUUCAAAGGAAUUAAUAAAUGUUUUUGAGGAAGCAGGGAAGUCUUACAAGGGUCAAGAUAUUUCUCCUACCAUAGGAAGCACGCUGAGUCCAGAACCUCAAAAGGAGCACCUCGAAUCAACUCUGCGAAGUAUAGGAUCUGAAACUCUUGAUGACAUUGGCCAUACACUUGGAGAGAAAAGUGUGCCUCAGUUACCUCAGGUUGAGACAACAGUGUCUGAUAGGGAAGGAAGGACUGAUGCUGCCUCUACAUCUCAGCAGAUGGAGAGCAGGGCCCCCGCCACAAAACCGCCACUGUCCAGACCUGGCAGAAGACCCCUGGGAUUUUUAUCUUUAAUAUGUUCAAAAGAUAGUCUGGAGUCUGAUGAACCCACUCAGGUCCAUAGAAAGAAGUGCCUAAAACCUCUUAUACCUGUAUCAAGACAGAAUUUGAAAAGGUCUACCCCACUCAAUGAAGGCCAGAAAAAAAAUCCGGAGUCCUCUGAUGCCCUUCCAUCUCCAGGUGUUGUUGCUAAUACUCAGUCUGAGGAUGUUGGCGAUUCAGCAGCUCAGGACUCUCGUGAUCAACCCUUAUUGACAGAAGAGUGUAAAAGUGGCCAGAAGCAGGUACCUGUGGAAGAGCCAACCUCAGUCUCUGAGUAUUUCUUCAAUGAUAUCUUCAUUGAAGUGGAUGAAAUAGAAUAAGACAUUCUUAGGUUUUUUAUCUUUUUAAUUUCUGGACUCAAUUACAUCAACAAAGCAGUAUUUUGCAAAAAAGGAAAGGGAAAAAAAUCACUGUCUUUUUUCUUUAGAUUGAUUUUGAAUAUUUAAGGAGCUUGAAGCUUGAUUGGAAGCUUUUGUAAUCAGUGGAAAAGAUUGCUUGAGGUUCCUUCCUUCUGAUUGAUUCAGCAUUUUGGAAGUACCAAGCGAUUAGGACCUGCUUUCUCAGACAGCAAUGCAACUCUUGCUUACAUUCUGACUCUUCCUGUGCAGAGCACACAUGGACAUUGGGAAUGUCAUGGAUAAAUAUCUCUGUACAAAUCACAGAGCCGACGUCUUUGGAGGUUGAUUGUCUUUAACAUUUUGUGAACUUCUUUUUGGAAGGUUUUU
Molecule: messenger RNA, 4263 nt
Organism: Lepus europaeus (European hare)
Lineage: Eukaryota; Metazoa; Chordata; Mammalia; Lagomorpha; Leporidae
Product: transcription factor TFIIIB component B'' homolog
Exons: 2
Source: RefSeq, a predicted model, not a curated record